Molecule: messenger RNA, 1404 nt
Organism: Sipha flava (yellow sugarcane aphid)
Lineage: Eukaryota; Metazoa; Arthropoda; Insecta; Hemiptera; Aphididae
Exons: 2
Coding region: 1-1404 (467 amino acids)
Source: RefSeq, a predicted model, not a curated record
AUGGGCCAGGAAGAUAAGGUGGAAUGUACUGUAUGUGGUGGUAUUUUUAGUAUCGACCACGGCGGCAAGUCAGAUAUCAACCAACACAUCAAAACAAAUCGACAUAAAUUAACCAGUUAUGCAAAGAAAUACCAAAAAGUAAGCGACUUUUUCAAUACAAAAUCUUUUAACGAAAAUCAAAAUAAUCUAUCCGCCGAUGAAGGUGUUUUUGCAUAUCACAUAUGUAAACAUAAUCAUAGUAUAAGAUCAAUGGAUUGUACAUCUCAACUUGUUAGGAAAUUAUUUAACAAAAAGUUUUCUUGUGGCAAAACAAAAACAGCACAAAUAAUAAAAAAUGUUUUUUAUCCAUAUGCAAAUGAAAUGCUAAAAAUUGAACUGUCUAAAUGUAAUUUUAUUAGUGUCUUAACAGACGCGUCAAAUCAUCAAUCUCAAAAAAUGGUACCUGUAAUGAUUCGUUAUUUUAUUCCAAAUGAAGGAGUUAAAACUAAAAUACUCGAGUUUGACGAGUUGUCAGGUGAAACAUCUUUACUACUAACUGAUUAUAUUUCAAAAGUUUUAUCCCACUGGGGCUUCUUAAAGAAAGUAAUAGCUUUUUUAGCGGAUAACACUAAUACAAAUUUUAGUGGUGUUAAUAGAAGAGGAAAAAACAAUGUUUUUUACAAGUUAAAAGAAUCAAUUAACACAAAUUUAAUUGGUAUUGGUUGCGCUGCACAUAUUUUAAAUAACUCAAUACAAACUGCUGCUGACACUUUGCCUAUUGACAUUCAAGCGGUAUUGGGAAAAAUAUUUCAACAUUUUUAUAUAUACACUGUUAGAGUCCACGCACUAAAAGAGUUUUGUGAUUUUGUUAAUAUAGAAUAUAAAUCAGUAUUAGGACAUUCAAAAACUCGUUGGUUAUCACUAUACCCGGCGUUGACAAGACUUAUCGAAAUGUUUGAGGGUUUGAAGUCUUAUUUUUUAUCUAUUGAAAAAUGUCCAGCCAUACUAAAAAUUUUUUUUGAAAAUCCAUUGUCACUUCUACUUACAAUAUUUCUUCAAACUCAAUGUGAACUCUUUUUUAAUACAAUUAAAAGUGUAGAAACAGCCAAUUUGUCUAUCGUUGAAGUAAAAAGUCAUAUAGACACUUUGCUACUAAAAAUUAAGUCGCGAAAUAUUAACAAUUUUAUGACGAUUAAGGAAACUGAAUUAUUAAACAAUUUAAGAGAUGAAUCAAUUUUGACACAAAAUAUACAUAAUAACUUCCGGACAUUUUUUUUUGACACAUGUUCAGACUAUAUUACCAAUUGGACAAAUCCAACACUAUGUUCUAAUGCAAAUGUUGAACGAAUUUUCUCCGACAUGAGAAUAACUUGUGGACUGAUGAUAAAAGCCGAUUUGAUGUUAAAACUGUUAAAGCCAUGUUAG